AUGUCUGCUCCUCAACCCCUCCGUCUCGUUAUGGCCUGCGACGAGGCCGGUGUCCCCUACCGUGAUGCCCUCAAGGCCGUUCUCGAGAAGAACCCCGGCGUUGCCUCUAUCAUUGACGUCGGUGUCAACACUGCCGACGACAAGACCGCCUACCCCCACCCCGCCGUCGAGGGCGCCAAGCUCAUCAAGGAAGGCAAGGCUGACCGCGGCCUCUUCAUCUGCGGAACCGGUCUCGGUGUCGCAAUCGCUGCCAACAAGGUUCCCGGCAUCCGAGCCGUUACAGCCCACGACCCUUUCUCCGUUGAGCGCGCCAUUUUGAGCAACGACGCCCAGGUUCUCUGCUUCGGCCAGCGUGUCAUCGGCGUUGAGCUCGCCAAGAAGCUCGCCGUUGACUGGCUCCAGUACCGCUUCGACCCCAAGAGUGGCUCUGCCGCCAAGGUCCAGGCUAUCUCCGACUAUGAGACCAAGUUCGCUGGCUCUUCCUAA
This is a messenger RNA of Penicillium angulare, 486 nucleotides long. Its product is annotated as RpiB/LacA/LacB family sugar-phosphate isomerase. Gene Ontology annotation, biological process: carbohydrate metabolic process. The coding region runs from base 1 to 486 and encodes 161 amino acids. The transcript has a single exon. Gene Ontology annotation, cellular component: intracellular anatomical structure. Gene Ontology annotation, molecular function: isomerase activity. Lineage: Eukaryota; Fungi; Ascomycota; Eurotiomycetes; Eurotiales; Aspergillaceae. The record is from RefSeq and is a predicted model, not a curated record.